AUGUAUGUGAAAUGGUUUGUGAUACAGUAAUGUUUUACUAUGUUAUUUUAGUGAAUUUAGUGAAUGUCACUUUUUGUCAUUUUUCAAAUUUCCCGCCGUUCCAUCCCCGUACGUCCCGACGUAGCAGGGAACGGAACCAGAUGACAGAUGCUGGCAUCCGCCGGAGGACAUUACAGGGGACACUGCAGGAUGGACAUCGCGGGAGCGCAGGGCAAGGUAAGUGAAAGAACAGAUCCCAGAGCAGCGCCGCAUGGUAAGCCCGAGUGUCCCGAGUGUAGCUCGGGGUUACCGCUUGUUGUGCUACACUCGGGGAAUACCACCAGGGAGGCUAC
This is a messenger RNA of Staurois parvus, 332 nucleotides long. NCBI's taxonomy places the organism in Eukaryota, Metazoa, Chordata, Amphibia, Anura, Ranidae. The record is from the annotation of a GenBank genome assembly.